Messenger RNA from Punica granatum (pomegranate), 4078 nucleotides. Lineage: Eukaryota; Viridiplantae; Streptophyta; Magnoliopsida; Myrtales; Lythraceae. The record is from RefSeq and is a predicted model, not a curated record.
CCAAUCAUCUCCGUCCACCCCUUCUCUCUCUCUCUCUCUCUCUCUCUCUCUCUCUCCCCUCAUGUCUUCUUCCCUCUUCGAUGAAAGCCCAUAUAAACCAUAGCCCCCCUUCUGUCCCCUGCUUCCGAUUUUUUCUUUACCUUGUCUCUUAAUUCUCGUUUUAUUCUUUCUUUUUUUCUUCUUUUUUUCCUGGUCGGGUUUUCCGUUCUUCUUCUGGGUUCAUCUUCCGUUUGGUAUAUUUUUUUCUGCAAAUCGGGAGAUGCCCAGAAUCUGUUUCGCUUAGCUUAGAUUUCGUCCGAUCCAAGGAAGAAGGGUGUGGGACAAUUUUAUCCCCUGCUUUUGCUGUUGAUUUUUGUUGGGUCUCUUUCAUUUGUUUCUUGCUUUCUGUGAAAUCCUGGGUGGUUGGAAGUCAUGAGGUCAUGUGUGGAGCUGAGUGUGGUCGAGAGGGUUGAGGAUGGCGAGAGGGAGAAGAAGAAGAACAGGCGCCGAUCUAGUCGCCGCUCUAAGCAGAACAACUCCUCUGUUUCAGCUUCAGGUUCGGUCAGUGUUAGCCAAGGAGAAACAGUUGUAUCAACAGUUAUGUCAGCGUCAAUCAAAGACGCCUCGUCAAAUGAGAACACACCAGAAUGCCAUUCCUUCAGCGAGCAUGUUACGGGCCGAUCAUCUGACCCGGUGUUCAGUUCCAUGCCAACAAUGCACAUCAAUGAACAUGUGGGUCCUAGAGAAGUGCCAAGGACACAAAAUCCGAGUACAGUUGUACCUAGUUCUGGAGGAAGAGUUUUCUCCAAAUCGUGCUCUGAACCAGUUGCUUGCAGAGAGCCAUCUGAGGCAUGCUUCACUAAGGAUUCACAGAUGGGGCCCUACAAUCACUCGAGCCCUUUCAAACUGCACUGGUCUGGGGAGUGUGUGAACGAGGCGCUAGAGAGAGGUGAUGUCUUCUUAGCGGUAUUCCGAGUGAAUGCCCAUAAUAGGCUUGAGGCCUACUGCAAGAUUGAGGGAGUUCCAGUGGAUAUUCUCAUUAAUGGAGUUCCGGCGCAGAAUAGAGCGGUUGAGGGAGACGUAGUGGCAAUUAAGGUUGAUCCUUUGCCAUUUUGGACAAGGAUGAAGGGAUCAAUUAGGCUUUCUAACAGUUCUGCCUUGACUGAAGACAGUACCAAUUCAGCAGAGAUGAGAGAGAUGUGUGGGACUAGCUGCAAAGGUAAAAAUAAGAUGGAGGGAGAGUUUGAUUCUGCUUGUGGUAGCAACAAUGUAUCCUCUGAGAGGUUCUCUGCUCAAGAGGGUAAGACUUUCUGCGAUGGAUGUCGCCCCUUUCCUUUUGAUGGUCCCAGCUCUGGCUUUGCCGAUGGACAGAAUCAAAUAAAUGAUCCAAUAGCUAAGAUCUGUGCUUUGAUUAGCUCAUAUCCAUCAAAGAGGCCCACAGGAAGGGUUGUUUCCAUCAUUGAGAGGUCUCCUCGUCGAGAUGCUAUUGUUGGCUUUCUGUAUGUUAAGCAAUGGAUUGCUCAUGAGAAAGGAUACUGGAGGGAUCCCAAGAAGAAUAAGAACCCAGACCACGACUACAUUGAUUUUAUGCCGAAUGAUGCAAGAUUCCCGAGAAUGAUGGUCCAUGUGGAAGAAUUGCCUGACUGCAUUGAGAAGAGAUUGUACAAGUUGGACGUGGGGAUUGAAAGGGAGCUGGUCGCUGCUCAGAUUGAAAGUUGGAGCGAGGAAAGUCCCAUCCCUCAUGCCCGUGUCUUACAUGUUUUUGGGCAUGGCAGUGAACUCCAACCUCAUAUUGAUGCAAUCUUAUUCGAGAACGCAAUAAAUUCAUCCGAGUUCUCAAGCGAGUCACUUUUAUGCCUUCCUCCCGUCCCUUGGGAUGUUCCCCGGGUCGAAUUUCAGACUAGGAUGGAUUUGAGAAGCUUGUCUGUCUUUACUAUAGAUCCUUCUACUGCUAUAGAUCUUGACGAUGCCCUAUCUGUCGAAAUGUUGACUGAUGGAAUCUAUAGAGUGGGUGUUCAUAUUGCCGAUGUAUCCUAUUUCGUGAAACCGGACACACCACUGGAUGCUGAGGCCCAAGUUCGGUCAACGAGUGUUUACAUGUCAAGACAGAAAUUGCCGAUGUUGCCACCAUUGAUCUCCGAAGAUUUGGGCUCACUUAAUCCUGGACUUGAUAGGCUCACAUUUACAAUCUUCUGGGACAUUGAUGGCUCUGGAAGUAUUGUACAUCGGUGGAUCGGUCGUACUGUGAUACGGUCUUGCUGCAAACUUUCUUAUGAACAUGCUCAGGAUAUUCUUGAUGGUGUAAAUUAUUCAGACAACCUUGGCGGCCUUCCCCAGUUGUAUGGCAGCUUCAAGUGGUCUGAUGUUGUCAGAUGUGUUCACUACCUUAAUCAUAUUGCAAGAAUCUUAAAGGAGAAGCGGUUGAAGGAUGGGGCUCUGCAGCUUGAGAGCUCGAAAAUAGUGUUCCUAUUUGAUGAGGAUGGGAUCCCAUAUGACAGCAAGCUCAGUCAGCGGAAGGAGUCGAACUUUCUUGUUGAAGAGUUCAUGCUGUUGGCCAACCACACUGCAGCGGAAGUCAUCUCUAGGGCUUUUCCUGAAACCGCCCUUCUCCGGAGGCACCCAGAGCCAAACAUGCGUAAGCUUAAGGAAUUCGAGGCUUUCUGCACAAAGCACGAGUUAACGUUGGACACCUCAUCCUCUUCCCAGAUCCAGAAAUCAUUGGGGCGAAUCAAGGAGACCCUGAAGGAUGACUCUGUGCUACUAGAUAUUCUCAUGUCAUAUGCCUCGAGGCCUAUGCAACUGGCAAUGUACUUCUGCACAGGAGAUCUGAAGGAUAAUGAGGAUGACUGGGCCCACUACGCUUUGGCAGUCCCUUUCUACACCCACUUCACGUCUCCUCUGAGGCGGUAUCCUGAUAUAGUAGUUCAUCGAAUGAUGGCUGCAGCUCUGGAUGCAGAGAGGUCAUAUCUGAAGCAGCGGCGGGCUCUGGAGAGGAGGCCUGACGAUGCGGGCAGUGCAGUAAAUCGAUGCUUCACAGGCCUUUGCUUUGAUAAGAAUGCCGCGGAGUCUGAGGAGGCAAGGGAAGCAUUCUCAGCUGCAGCCUUAAAGCACAGGAUUCCUUGCUUGGAUAUACUGAAGGGCGUGGCUGCACAUUGUAAUGAGAGGAAGCUCGCGAGCAGGCAUGUGAAGGUUGCCUGCGAUAAACUCUACAUGUGGGUUCUUCUAAAGAAGAAAGAGGUGCUGUUAUCUGAAGCGAGAGUUCUUGGUGUUGGUCCAAGGUUCAUGUCUAUCUAUAUUCCACAGUUAGCUAUUGAGAGGAGGAUAUACUAUGAUGAGAUUGAAGGCCUGAGUGUGGAAUGGCUUGAGGCAACGUCCACUGUCUUGCUUACCCUGUCAGGACACAAAUCUUCCCGUAGAGCAUUUCCAUUUCCAAUGAGGAACACUAGGCCGCUUGAAGAAUCCGUACUGGUAGUGAGCCCAUUAGAGCUCAAUCAGGAGUCCAACUGCAGCACUUCCGCAGCAUCCCCAAGAGUGAGUUCCACUUCUGAGUCGGGCUUUGAAAUCCAACCACUGGCAUUUCCUGUAAUAGUGAGUCUCCUCUCUACAAUUCCCGUCGCGCUUCAUGCUGUUGGUGGGGAAGGUGGACCGAUCGACAUAUGUGCAAGGCUCUAUGGGAGCUCCUACCUUAGGUGAAGGCUUCCGUUGAUGUCUGUAGAUAGAAUGCUCCGAUGUUUUUUUUCUGGAGGAGACAUUCUUAGAUACUAGACGGGUCUUUGGGGCAUUUGCAGCUGAAAUUUUUAGCAAAAGCCGCAAUGCCGGAACAUGGCCAUUGUUUUAGUGAGGCCAGGUUCCUGACCAGGGUUUUAACUAGUGGUGUCUUGUCUUCCUUUCUUUAAGGACAGUUUUCAGUUCUGUCGUUCUGCUGUGUCCGUGAAGUGGUGGCUGUGUCUUGGUUUUACUCAGACUGCAGUUCACCUGGGUUAUCUUUUCGAACAUCGGGUGGCUGUUUCUUACUGUUUUUAAGAGUGACAUGGUAUUCUAAACUUUGUAAUUUCCUUGGUACUGACUGGAAGUAAUUCCAAUGAUGAAUAAUUGAACA